AUGGAUACCGUCGAAGCGAACAACCCUCGGAAGCAAGCGACGACCAAUGCUUUGAUGAUUCGCUAUCACGCGUACGGUCGUCGCGUUCGCACGAUGCUCUACCUCGGUGGUGUUUUGCAAGUUCGAACACAUUCCGCGAUCCGAGCGUAUAUCGCUGGAUUUUCGGUAAUCCUUAUGUGCUUGAGUCAUUGUAUUUUUCUGAUAAACCUCAGUCGGGACCACGCUGACAAUUUGAUAUUGAUGGUGAAAUACUUCAGCCAGAUGACUAGCUUCAUCGCGCCUGCGUUAAUGUCCGCCUGCUUUCUGAUCAAACGCAAAAAACUGAUCGAGCUCCAUGAAACGCUGAACGAUCUCUUUGAACAGGAACUGGAGCGGGAUCGGGAAGCUGCUCUCGCGACUUUAUACGCGUUCGAUAGACCAUUUUGCAUAGUAUUCUUCACCCUCGCAUCGACAGUCUUGUUGUACGUCUGUCCACCGCUGAUAUCCAUAAUUCGUCAGAUUUUUCAUCAUACCGAGCCCAGGAGGUAUAGAUUGCCGUUCCCGGCGAAGUUUCCGUGGACGGUUCCGAUCAACGGCGGUUUCCUAUUCUAUCUACAUUUUUUAUAUCAUUUGUUCCUCGGCUGGUGGAUAGUUUUCACCAUCAAUAGCGUCGACAGCCUCUUCGGCUUCUACGCGUUUCAGAUUUCCUCGAUACUGCAUGCCAUGUCCGUUAAACUGGGGUCAAAUCUACGAUCUCGGGGGACGUUUUCGGAAGUAUUGGAGACGUGCGUGCGGACGCAUCGCCGAUUAUUCCAAUGCAGUUAUAUGCUGGAGGAUAUUUGGCAACUGAUAAUCCUACGGAUGCUUCUCGUCAACAGCAUACUUAUCUGCGCAUUGAUCUUUGAAGCGAGCCAGUUAACAGAUAUAACAAUGAACGUCUUUGUGUUCAUCUUUUACAUAGCAUUAAAGCUCUUGCAAACGUUCAUGUAUGCCUGGUACGGCAAUUUCAUCACAAGCGCGAGCGAACAAUUUCGCGAGGGAAUUUAUUUUAGCGAUUGGCCAGAUUCUAGUCUCGAUCGUCACGUAAGAGCAAACGUUAUUAUAACGAUGAUGCAAAAGCCGAUGACUAUAAAGGCACUAAAAGUGUCUGCCGUAAAUGUCAACAUGUUUACUAAUAUCGUGAAUACUGCUAUGUCCUAUUUCUUUCUCUUGCAAUCUUUGGAUGAAGGUAGAUAG
Messenger RNA from Formica exsecta, 1215 nucleotides. RefSeq names its product odorant receptor 47a-like. The record is from RefSeq and is a predicted model, not a curated record. Lineage: Eukaryota; Metazoa; Arthropoda; Insecta; Hymenoptera; Formicidae. Bases 1 to 1215 code for a protein of 404 amino acids. Gene Ontology annotation, biological process: detection of chemical stimulus involved in sensory perception of smell; sensory perception of smell. Gene Ontology annotation, cellular component: plasma membrane. Gene Ontology annotation, molecular function: olfactory receptor activity; odorant binding. The transcript has 5 exons.